This is a messenger RNA of Spathaspora passalidarum NRRL Y-27907, 2454 nucleotides long. Its product is annotated as 2-dehydropantoate 2-reductase. The transcript has a single exon. Gene Ontology annotation, molecular function: NADP binding; 2-dehydropantoate 2-reductase activity. The record is from RefSeq and is a predicted model, not a curated record. Gene Ontology annotation, biological process: pantothenate biosynthetic process. NCBI's taxonomy places the organism in Eukaryota, Fungi, Ascomycota, Pichiomycetes, Serinales, Debaryomycetaceae. Bases 54 to 1130 code for a protein of 358 amino acids. Gene Ontology annotation, cellular component: mitochondrion; cytoplasm.
GACCAUACAACCAAAACUUGGCUGCAAUGCUAACACGAACAGCAAUAAGAACAAUGUCUAAAACAACCGCAAAUGUACACAUACUUGGAGCAGGAGCUAUGGGAUCACUCUUGGCCCAUGACUUGAAACAACAAUUCCCUCAAGAUUUCCAUCCCACUUUACUUGUUAAACCAGGAAAGCUGCUUGAUUCAAAUACCCAAACCAUAAAGCUUGCACGUCAAAUAGGACCCAAUUGGACAACCGAUAGUGUCACUGUAGAUGCACUCAAACCUAGUGAUUUCCUCAGCAGUGUCACCAAGUAUGAAAAGUCCGGACAUAUUGACAAUUUAAUAAUUUCGACUAAAGCUCACCAAACAGCACUGGCAUUGUUACCUUUUAUUCCUUAUAUCAGUGAAAAAAGUAAUAUUUUGAUUGUUCAGAAUGGUAUGGGAAUACCUUCGCUCUUGAAAGAGAAGUUCUGGGCUAGAAAUUGCCCUAAUAUCUAUGAAGUAGUUGCUACUCAUGGUGCAUAUAUUGAUGAUGAUGGAGUAGUAAGACAUGCAGCACCUGGAAAGCUCACCAUUGCCAAGUUUCCUGGUGAGAAUAAACAAGACACCCCUGCAAUAGUUCAAAUGCUAUUGGAUACUCCCACAUUGAAUGCUACUCUUGUAGACUAUGAACAAUUCUUGGUUAUUCAAUGUGAAAAACUUGUUGUUAAUUGUUGUAUUAACCCAUUAUCUGCAUUGUUUGACUGUUUUAAUGGUGAGCUUCUUUAUGGGGGAGAUCAGCUUAGUUCGAUGUACAAGAGAAUCAUUAAUGAAGCAAUUACAGUGUUAUACUUGGAAUACCCGAUGUUAAACCAAAUCACCGAAGCCUCGAUAUACUUGAACCCGGAAAGACUCUUUACUCAUGUUGUUUCCACCACAGAAGCAACUGCCAAGAAUAGUUCGUCAAUGAGACAAGAUGUGCGUAUGCUUAGGCUUACCGAAGUUGACAAUAUGAAUGGUUACAUCUCAUAUUUAGGAAAAAAGCACAAAUCAGGUACCUUGGGUAAUGCCAUGAUUUGUGAUUUGGUCAAGAUGAAAUUGGCCAUAAACAAAGGGGUCAAUCAAGCUACAACCGAUUCAUUAUUGGAUAUAAGUUUAAAAUAGAUCUAUAGAUUCGAAAGUACAUUCGUUGCAAUGGUUACUCUAUCGUUAUAUAACCCGCCAAUAACCUUCUUUCUUUCUCUAGUGACUAAGUCUGUUUCGUUAUUGAACUCAAGAUGUUUAUACUGUUCUGCUUCGUGAAUCACUUUGUUUAAUAUAGUUUUAAGAAGUAUAUCUGAUUUAAGUUUGAAUACCACUCCAUCAGUUAUACCGUUGAUCAACCCCAUCAACUUUCUUGAUUCAGUUGGUGUAUUCUCCUGUAGAACAGCCAAUGCAACCUCUGUUCUAAACGAUAUCCCUUCUUUAUUCACAGUAUAGUUACCCCAAUAAUCAUGUUCUUUCAAGAAUCGUUUCUGUUCACUAGUGAACAAAGGCCUCAAGUAUUCUGUGACAUCCAAAUCAUUCCACUUAUUAUCAGAAAUAGUGAACCCAUAUUCGCAAAGCAAAAAGUCGUUGCUAUGAGGACCAUAACUUAAAUACACUUGUUCAUUUUCGGAAUAAGCACAUGUGGAAAACACUUGAAACCCACGACCAUCAAUUUUCAAAGUACAAUGAUCAUUAGGCGAAUGAUUCAAAAAAUCAACGUAUGGAGCCAUGGUAAAAUUAUCACUUGCUGAUUUGGAUGUGGGGAGGUUCAUGUAAAGACAACGGGAAUUAAUACAAAUCCAAGCAAGGAGGAACUGGUCGAGGGGAAGAACUGCUUCUGUAUUGUCAAUUUUUGUCUGGAGAAGAGCUGUCACUGUAUUGUAAUCUGACGUAAACCUUGUAUAUACUUUCUCGCUGGUUUUUCUGAUUGGUUGUGGAAGUAAAUCAAGGAGAUCGUGUUGGUUGUUGAUCUGCCAUACCAAUGGCAUUAAUUCAAAGUCUGCUAUAGAAGGUAACAUGUCAAGGAAUGGUUUCCAGAAGGAGGACUUGCCUCGUUGAGUUUCUAUAGUAAUGUACAUUCCUAACAAUUGAAACGACGAAAGGUCGAGUAAUUCUUCUUUAGUUAGUGAUUCAUAGAUCUUGGUGAAUUCAUCAUGAAUUGUUUCAAACGGAGUGUAAAUGUUGGAGGUGGAUAGACUUGCAAUUGUAUUGUACUUGGAAAUAUGAGACAACACAGUUGUUGUGUUAAGUAAGAAUGACGGUGGGAUACGUAUUACCAACUCUGACUUGUUGAGAUGGCCAUUGGUGUAAAUACCUCUACCCGACCCUUUAACAUCACGGACUUCAAGCUUGGGUGAAAUGUACGAAUAUGACGAAGGCUUAAGCUUCUCAUCUUGAGUAUUGUGAAUCCAUUCUAGUAGCGACACCAAUUUAGUGUCGAGAUGGAUCAUUUGUGUCUGAU